Messenger RNA from Strongyloides ratti, 1119 nucleotides. RefSeq lists its product as hypothetical. The coding region runs from base 1 to 1119 and encodes 372 amino acids. The transcript is spliced from 2 exons. Lineage: Eukaryota; Metazoa; Nematoda; Chromadorea; Rhabditida; Strongyloididae. The record is from RefSeq and is a predicted model, not a curated record.
AUGAUUAGAGAAGUGGCAGAUUCCAGUGCCACAAUAAAUGCUGAUUUUCAGGAAGAUAAAGGUCCAUUAACAUUUAUUGCCAAAAAAAUAGAGAUAAUUGAUGUUGAUUUGUCAUCUAAUCCAACUAUUAAUUUUAAUGAUAAAAAUUCUAUACAUAUAAAUAUUAAAAAUUUAAAACUUAAAGUACGUGUACACAUGCUUUUGUCAUUACAUUUUGGUAUAGUAAAUACUGAUAAUAGUGAUGUGACAAUAACUGCAACAAUAAAUAAAGGGUCAAUAAAUCUUAUCACUAACAUUAUAAAACCCGAUAUUAUGCCUUUUGUAAAGUUAACAAAGACCAUUGUAAAGGCAGAUGAAUUUGAUUUUGAUGUUGAGGGAAAUAUUUUAAUCUCAGCAUUGGGUAAAGUUUUAAAAUUAUUUAAGAGUAAAUUUCAAAAAUUAAUUGAAAAUAGAGCUAAGGAAGAAUUUAAAAUAUAUUUUGAAAAACAAAUUAAUAAUAAGUUUAAAACAGUUAAUACAAAUAGAAUAUUUGGUGAUGAUUAUAUGAUAAAAUAUAAUAUAACUGGAAAUGGAUUUAUAAAUAAAAAACAAAAAAUGAAUCUUUAUACAAUACCAUUACAUGGUGGUAUGUGGAUAAAAAAUUCAAUUAUACCAUUAACAGGUACUGUUAAUGAUAAAACUUUAACAUAUAAUGAAUUAAAAAAUAUUGUUAAUAAAACAAUGUAUGAAAAAAUUAAUGAAAAUCCACUAAACUUUCAUCUUCAACAUCCAUCAUCUGUAUGUUACUAUUUUAACAAUAAUCUUUUAUGGAGAUAUAUAACAUUUUAUACAAAAGUAUCUAUAAAUGAAAAAUUGACUUUCAAUAAAUCAUCAACUUUUGAUAAUACUGGUAUUAUUCAUACAACAAUCAAUCAUCAACAAUCCAAACUUCUACUCACUCACCCAACACUAUUAAUUGAUAAUGACAAAAACCUCAAUUUAUCAUUACCAUUUACACAACUUCUUUUGCCGUCAACAAAAAUUCUUAAACAUUCUAAUGUUAAAAUUUUUUUUACCCCAAAUAUUACAACUUUAUGUAGUGAUGUAUCCAUUCAACUUGACUGUCUAGGUCUUGAUUAA